CCGCCAGUUGCGUCCGGACGAACGACCGUAUCGUGCACGUUUCGGUUUAACGCGUCGUCCCCGCGGUUCCCCUGUCUUAUCGUGUUCGUUGCCGCCGACCGAUGAUGUCGUUGCACGCGCCUGGUAGUGGCAGCGGUCGUGCGGGUGCGUGCGAGUGAGCGUUCGGACGGGCGGGCGCGGGGGUGAAAGAGAAUCGGCGGGUACGUGCGAGUGCGAACGCGCGUACCGCGCCAGUGUCUGGUCUGCCAGUGCGUGUGCGAGUGCGCGCGCCGCUCUACCUAUCAUCGUUGUGGUCGUCGUCGUCGUCGUCGGAGAGAACGCGCGCGUGCGAUCGCCUUACGAAAAUGGCGUCGACGUCGCGCGACAACCAGCCCGGGAAAACUAAUACCGCCGCCGCUGUCACGCCGCCGCCCCCGGUACAGCACAAAUAUUCGUCGAGAAUCAGAACUCGUAAAGAAAAAAAAACAUAUUCAGAAGAUUGGGCGUUCGGAGAUGAAGAAGAAAUUGAAGGUGUACGAUCUUUUAGUCUUCAAGAUAAACUUGACUCAACACGUUAUACACAUUCCAAUUUUGUUAAGCAGAUGGACGGAAAAGAUUUUACUAUUUCCUACUUACAAAAAAAUGGUUUUACAAUACCAUUGUUGUUUAAUGAUAAAGUAGGUCUCGGUUUACAUGUUCCGAGUCCAAAUUUUUCUGUAAAUGAUGUUCGUACUUGUGUAGGUUCAAGAAGAACGUUAGAUGUAAUGGAUGUAAACACUCAAAAGAACUUUGAAAUGACAAUGAAAGAAUGGACUAAGUAUUAUGAAGAACCAGUUAAAGACAAACUAUUAAAUGUAAUUUCACUCGAAUUCAGCCACACAAAACUAGAAAAUUACAUAAAACGUCCUAAUAUUGUGCGAGAAUUGGAUUGGGUUGAUUGUGUUUGGCCCAAACAUUUGAAAGAAAGUCAAACAGAAUCAACUAAUGUAAUAGAUGAUAUGAUGUAUCCAAAGGUACAAAAGUAUUGUUUGAUGUCUGUUAAAGGCUGUUAUACAGAUUUUCAUAUUGAUUUUGGUGGUACAUCUGUUUGGUAUCAUAUAUUAAAAGGGAGCAAAGUGUUUUGGUUAAUACCUCCUACGGAACAAAACUUUAAAUUGUAUGAACAAUGGAUAUUGUCUGGCAAACAGGGUGACAUAUUUUUCGGUGAUACUGUUGAGGAAUGUGGACGUGUAUCAUUGAACGCAGGAGAUACAUUUUUCAUACCUACUGGUUGGAUUCAUGCUGUUUAUACUCCUAAAGACUCUUUAGUAUUUGGAGGAAACUUUUUACAUUCCUUUGGCAUUGAAAAACAACUCCGUGUCGCAGAAGUUGAAGAGUCCACCAAGGUUCCUCAAAAGUUUAGGUACCCCUUUUUUACCGAAAUGUUGUGGUAUGUUUUGGAACGUUAUGUUUAUUGUGAUUUGGGUAUAUCUCAUUUAGAAGAAAGUGCUGAAACUUCUCCAGCCCCAGUUGAACAUCUUCAUUUUACUAAACAGGAGCUUCAUGGCAUUAAAGCAAUAGUAAGAUAUUUACAUGUAUUACCAUCUAAUAAAAAAAGUGUUCCUCCUCUUAUCAAGAAUGCUAUUGAGUUAAUAAAAAAUGUAGCUAUCGUUAUAAAUAAACAUAAGAAUGAUAAACCUGAAGAUGCUAUUAGUGGUAAACCAAUUCUUAAAAUGCAAGGAGACAAAGAAAGAGAAAGAAGAUUUUACAAAACUGCUGGAGACAUGAAUAGCAAAGUGAAAAUCCGCAAAACAGGAAAUGCGGCUACCUCAGGUCCACGAAGAAGGCGUACUAGAUGUAAGAAAUGUGAAGCAUGUAAACAAGCAGACUGUGGAGAAUGUUCAUUCUGUAAGGAUAUGGUAAAGUUUGGUGGGCCUGGUCGAGCUAAACAGACAUGUGUCAUGAGACAGUGUUUACAGCCAAUGUUACCAAUUACUGCGGCUUGUGGAAUUUGCUCAUUAGAUGGUUGGGGUCAACAAAUAGUUAUACCCAUACAAAAAACUGCUAAAGAUAGUCCUAGUAAUCUAAUGGAAUGUAGUGUAUGCUUUGAAAUAGUCCAUCCAGACUGUUUAUUAAAACAAUCUAUUUUUACGAAUAAUGGUACUUACAAUGAAGAUCUACCUAAUAGUUGGGAAUGCCCAAAAUGCUGUAAAGAAGGGAAGCAUUUGGAAAGCAAGCCUCGCCACUUCCGUGCUCGACAUAAAUCAUCAGACAUUCGUCGAACUUCAGUCAGUAGUAAUGAUAAUACUCAAAAGCGUUUUAAGGAAAAUGAUUAUUCUGAUACAAACUCAGAAAGUGACAUGGACAAUGGUCCUAAUAAAAGACUGAAAAUGGAAAAAAAAGAAAACGAAUCUAAAGAACAUUCGCCAACUUUACCGAAAUGGACGGAAGAGCAUUCUAUGAAAGUGUUAAAUCGUUCUGUCAAUGUCGAGGAGGCCCACAUGUCAACGUACAACAACUCCGCGGUCUCUCCGUCCGUCGCGGAGCAGCAGCAACAGCAGCAGCCGCCGACGCAACAACAGUCGCAGACACAACCCCCACAAUCGCGCAAAAUCGAUUUACGCAAGCAGUUGGCCAGUCAACUAUCGGGUGGUUCGAGCAAGCACUGCAACGUGCUGAAGAAACAGUCGUACGUGUCUAAACCUACCAAAGGUGGCGGACAAAAGUCGCUGCCCGGCGGGGGUGGUGGCCAAUCUCAGGGUGCGGGCGGCGGCAACGUGAACGGGCACCACAACAACCACGCGCACCACAAUUAUUGCACUGACGCAGCAUGCGUGCUGCCGGUGUUCGAGUACCUCACGCCCGCCGAGUUGGCCAAGUGCGCGCUGGUGUGCCGCUCCUGGGCCGCCCUGUCCGUGGACCCGUCGUUGUGGCGCAAGCUGGACGUGACCGGCAAACGGUUGACGGCCUCGUGCUUGGCCGGCGUGGUCAAACGGCAGCCUGAGGUGUUGCUGAUGGACUGGACCGCGAUCGCCAAACGACAGCUGGAAUGGAUGAUCGCCAAGCUGACCCGGCUCAAAGUGCUGUCGCUGCAGGGCUGCUCGUGGAGCGGUGUGACCGCUCUGCGCAGCACCACCGUGGUGCCGCCGUCGCUCACCACGCUCGAUUUGAGUUUCGUGACAGGCAUGAGUGACUCAUCUCUGCGUGACGUCCUGUCCCCGCCGUCCGACUCGCGGUCCUCGUCUAACGACAACACCAACCGCGCCCGGUUCCGCAACCUCCGGACCUUGAAGCUGGCCGGCGUGGAUGUCGGCGACGUGUCACUCCGGUACGUGGUCCAGUACGCACCGAACCUGGUCGAACUGGACCUAUCGCAAAACUAUCGGAUCUCGGACGCUGGCAUUGCGCAGCUCACUACGCCCGUCGGCAAUGCCGUGUCCACGCUCGAGGUGCUCGACCUGUCCGGUUGCGUGUCUAUUUCCGACGCGUCGCUCGACCAUCUGCUCAAGUGCUCGGCCCUCCGACGACUGGACAUGAAGCAAACGCCCAAGGUCACCACCGCGGCCAUUAACAAAUUCCUGAUGGUCAACAACCGGUUCUCGGUCUCGGCCACCGAGACUCGACUGCUAAUUAAGUCAGCUCCUUCUGCAGAAGAAACUUCUUCUGUUGCUACGAGACGUGAUUCAACGGGCAGCAGUAGUUAAGUCGGGCCGGUUCGGUCCAGAGGAGCAAGAGAGAUCACUACCACCAUCACUGUGUGACUUUGUCUUAGUGGUUCCUGAUGGAUAAGUGGAUGGAACAGUGUUAGAACUAUAAUUUUUAAAGCGAUUGAUAACUAUGAUAACUCGUCAAGACAAACAAGUCCUAGACUGAGACGCGUGUUCCCUUUUUUCCCAUUUACCUAGAUAUGUAUAUUUUUUCAUUUUUUUCCAACCCCGGGUAGUAUUUUUUGUAUUUAUUUUAAAUCUCCGUUGUACAACAGUGUUUAACUUGUUUUAUUACAUUUUUCCCCUUUGUAUUUGUGUGAUGUUCUUGUACAUUUUACCUGAAAGAAGUUAGUUGACAUGCCAUUAGUGUACUACAGUCUUUAAUAAUUGAUCACUGAAAGUAACCUUUGAUCGGUGUGUACAACUGUCAAAACUUGUGUUGAUUUGUUUUUACUUCAAAACAUCAAAAUUUUAUUUUAUUAUUUACUAAAAAUUAUAUAAAAAAAGACUGAAGUUU
Molecule: messenger RNA, 4182 nt
Organism: Sipha flava (yellow sugarcane aphid)
Lineage: Eukaryota; Metazoa; Arthropoda; Insecta; Hemiptera; Aphididae
Product: jmjC domain-containing histone demethylation protein 1-like
Exons: 14
Coding region: 345-3662 (1105 amino acids)
Biological process (GO): protein demethylation; regulation of transcription by RNA polymerase II
Molecular function (GO): protein binding; transcription coregulator activity; DNA binding
Source: RefSeq, a predicted model, not a curated record